ACGUAAUACGACGUUCGUCCACGUAGCUGAUGAUUAUUCCUAUGAUCGUACUGCUCAACACUGAAAUACGUCACUUUGUUAAACGUUCUCAAUUGAUACGCAACAAAUUGCACUAUCAUGGAUCAGGUUAAGAAACUAACAGAACCAGGACGUCAGUUCGCCAAAGACAGUAUACGUCUUGUAAAAAGAUGUACAAAACCAGAUCGAAAAGAAUUUCAAAAAAUUGCAAUCGCUACUGCCAUCGGAUUUUGUAUAAUGGGUUUUAUAGGAUUUUUCGUUAAACUAAUUCAUAUCCCUAUCAACAAUAUCAUUGUGGGUUCGUAAAUCCAUAUUAUAUAC
Polistes dominula (European paper wasp) is the source of this 339-nucleotide messenger RNA. RefSeq names its product protein transport protein Sec61 subunit gamma. Lineage: Eukaryota; Metazoa; Arthropoda; Insecta; Hymenoptera; Vespidae. The record is from RefSeq and is a predicted model, not a curated record. Gene Ontology annotation, cellular component: membrane. Gene Ontology annotation, biological process: intracellular protein transport; protein targeting. Gene Ontology annotation, molecular function: transmembrane protein transporter activity.